Porites lobata is the source of this 12967-nucleotide messenger RNA. The record is from the annotation of a GenBank genome assembly. Lineage: Eukaryota; Metazoa; Cnidaria; Anthozoa; Scleractinia; Poritidae.
AUGAACACCAUCAAUAAUGCUUUGCUCGCGGCCUCAGAAUCCACAGGUUUCUCUAUCGACAAGGUAAAUUCUUACGUGUCCUCAGUCCAUGAAAAAGGGAAUCAAUUUUCAGAUUAAAAAUUUUCUCUCUUAGGGUGGACGUUGUGUAAACGCAAACGUUGAGAGAGGUUCAACUCUUACGUUUACGCACGACCUUCCACACAUUGCCUUAUUUUACGCGACGACAGGGGAAAUUCAGCUUUAUAAUAAUCUUCCCUCUAUUUCUUGUUGAUAAUUAUUGGCACUUUAUUUUUCUAGAUUAAUUUCGUGUUUUGCAUGUUGUUAUGUCUUCCUCUGGGGCUCUUGUUUCGACUGGUUUUGCACCCGAGCAAAGUUUCUCCGACGACAAGACGAGUGACUGGUCUUGCUUGGGGAGUUGCCCUUGCGGUGUUUUGUUUUGGAUGGUAAGCUUAUAGUGACCUUCCCAUAGUUUAAUUCCUAGUCCGUUAUGUAUUACGCUUGUUAGAAAACUGUUUGUAAUUUUUUAGACCUUCCAUGACAAUGUAUACGCCCAUGAAGCUACUUACCACCACGAAGUCCUAACGUAUGUAUCGAAACCCCCGUGAUAAAAAGAAUAACUUUCUUCAUAGGACAGGACACCGAUCGUACCCCGAUAUAACGAACAUUAGUACUGACAAUUGCAGUCAGGCCCUUUGGGCCAAAUAUUUAAACGAGGUCUAACUUAAACCGCGGUUUAAAGAAUCUUUAAACCUCAAGAUCUCUUCUUUGGUGGGUUGUUUUAAGAAGAUAAAUGCUUUCACAAAACAGUUCACAAUAAUGUUUAGACAAAAUCGUUGGGCAAAUUCAAAAUGACUCAGAACGCGGUUUUGUUAAACACUAGCUACACUACGUUUAAAUAGUUGGCCCUUUGGGUUUAGAUAUUUCAUUGCUAAAUACAAAUACUGGCAUCAAUAGUCGCAUGGAAGCGAUUAUUUUCAGAAAUUAAAUUAUAAUUACCACCAAGAAAAAAAUAAGCGAGAAAUGAGACGCGGAGCGGGGAAAGAGGUUAAAGACAAUCAAUUAUUUGUAUGGAGUUCAACCCUCAUAAAUAAAUAUCUGCUAACAAUUAACGGUCAGAACUAGCACGCAAGAUGAGAAAAUUUGUCCAAAAUAGCAAUGUCACAAUAUUUUACAACUGGGUUUAAACAAUUCGGAAUUUUUGUAUUUAAUUUACCACGAGUUAGGGGGUUUGUUUGUGCUUAAUAUGGAGUGGCUGUGCAAGUAAACACAAACGAUCUUGGAGUUUAAAUGUACUCAAUCAGUUUAUUUUGCGCGCGGGGUUCUAUUCAAUUCCUGAGUAGUUAAAACAAGGGCGCGGCAUGUAAAUAUACAACUCGUUGCUGAGGGCUUACAAAUUUUCAUUUUACUUGAACAAAAGGUUUUGUUUUUUUAAUGAUCCCGUUUUUCCUCUAGGCAUUUUAGUCUAGAAUAUUUGUCCACUGAUCUCACCUAGAAUUUCAAAGAAACAAAUUAGUAAAAAAUCGGUAGUUUGCAGAGCUUAAGAAUCCGCUAAGCUUUGACGCCUUUUCCUCCUACUUUUUUUGUAAAUUUCUUGCGCUUGGCGGUCGUUAGGCACAGAAAAAUUGAUGAGUAUACUUGAAAGUGAUUUGGAUUACCGUGGUAACUAGCAUGAAUACCGUUAUCCUAAUUUUUCGAACCCUUGGACUUUUCAGACCUCCUGAACAUUUGUACCAAAACUCAAAACCCCUUUUACGCACAUUUCUGCGAACCAAUCUUUCUAACCAUAAAACUUUUCUGUUACUUUUAAGAAAGUAGUGAAAAACAGUUUUUCUCAGCGGUUUGGUCACUCUCGUCCCCAGAGCCCAUUGACUGUUUCUUUUGGUCUUGGUCUCGUUCAACUUAAGCCGAGUGGCUCUGGGGACGAGAAUGCGGUCUGGUCAGCACAUUACGCAUGCGUACAGCCAUAUCAACCGGGCAUAGAGAGGGCAUAGCCCAAUCUCGUUCCCAGAGUCCGCGUUACCCUUGUCCGAGCGAAACGGGACGAACUCUAGGAACGAGAAUGGGCAUAGCCAUGGAUGCGUUGUCGACCGCGGAAAAAUUUGCUCAGUCGAUAGAGCGCUUGAGGUCGCGGGUUCGAGUCCUGGGGCCGGACGGACCAAUACUCAGGUUCUUAAACUAACUGAGAAAUAAAAGUACUGGCUCGGAUGACAAUGUAAAAUGGCGGCCCGUACGCCUAAUUAAAUUAGUACUUUUAAAUUGCCAUACUGCGACUAUCGUAACCUUCGUGUUGCAAUUUUACCAGGAAUUUCGGCUUUUCUUUUGCCUCAGUCUCACUGUAUUUUUAAAUGCUACCUCAAUUCUGUCAGAAGGAAAUCUCUUAGUAUAUGGAUUAACUUCCGAAGAAACGUUCUCCAAAACUAUGCAGGGUUGGCUAAAAACCUAAGGAACGUUGAAAAGAGUACAAAUAACCAUCAGUAGCCGUCGACUACCUGCCAGUGAAUACCAUUAUCCUAUUGAGCUGUUGCUUUUUUUUUACUCACAGGGAAACUUUAAUUCUUGCUGGAUUGAGUGUCAUUUGUUACAUUGUUACUGCUGUUGUAAACCCUACUGUAGUUCACAGGUAAGUCUCAUGAAAAAUAUCCCGAGCAGUGUUGAAGACAGUGACGAGGGGCUGGGUUUGAAUAACGAUGCAAAAGAAUAGGCCCUUUCCGAGUUCCCCUGGGGCUCUGCAUGAAAACGAGGUUAAGUGCUCAGCCUUUCAUAUGGAAAUGAUUUUUCAUUCUCAUGCAAAUAAAACUCAUUUUCACGAGAAAGGUUGUGUACUUGGCCUCAUUUUGAAAGUGAGGGUUUUUGGAACUCGGAAGUGGCCUAUUUCCUUCGUUUCUAUUUUGAUCACGUGUGCAGUGCUUCCCCGAAAGAGAUCUUAAUACUGAACCUUUGUGUCAAACCUCCAUUGUUCAAUAUAUUUAAUGGUUUCAAGUACCAUCAGCGGUAAUAAAAUACCCUAUUACUGACGUGUUAUACAGUGAGUUUCAAAUUAGGGCGGAGUUUGCAAAAAAGAUUCCUAAAAAACCGUACUCUAUUUCGGAACAAAAUAUUUGAUUUUUUCCCUAUCCUAUUUCAGAUCUGAACCCGCUGUUCCAGACAGUGGUUCCAGGAUCCUGGAGCGCACAAAACCGCGUACCCGAUGUCAAACUCUACACGCAAUUUCAAUCCGCAAGGCAUCCAAAACUGUAUAUAUGUACGCCGUACAUACCUUUACUACUUACAUAGGGAAGUAAUUUCCCGUGAUGGUCUAAGAAAAAUCCAACUGUAACAGCUGUUUACUCUUGUUCAUUUUGCCCACCAGAUUUGUGUUCAUUACAGCCAUGGGAACGCUCUCUGUUUCACAUCUAUACAGACAAAUAAAAAAUUAUGGCGUACAUGCAGUGGAUUUCUCAGGGUGAGUGAAACUGAUUUAGACUUUAAAAAAUGCCAAGUCUUCCAGAGAUUUUGUGCUUGAAUUCAAGAUUGCGAUUUUCCAUUCACAAACCACAAAAAAAUCGUGUGAGCAAAGGGAAGUUGAGGUGGAGAAAGAAAAAAACAACUUUGACUGGGAAGUAAAAGUAUUUAUUACAGGAGCUCAAUAACUCGGAGUCAGCAACUCCCAUACUAGGCCUAUAUCACGGCGUUUUCAAGGAUGAACAUUUUGAACGAUUUCCCAGUCGUCCUUAGCGAUUUAGGAUGUGAUGUCACCUGUCAAGAAUAGAGCAAACUGGCCUGAAGAAGAGGCUGAUUUUAGCGAACUUUUUCCAGCGAAAAUGGAAGGCCCGCUCGUCUAAGAGAGCAUACGAAGUAUAAAAUGUGAAAAAGGAAAACCAAACGUCAUUAAAAGGUCACAAAAACCAGAGUUCAGGUCUUCAGCUCUUGCUGACUGGUUUGCGAGAUGUCAAAGUCGUUCUACAAUAAACUGAUCACUGCAAAUGCUGUAAUACAAGUAUUGUACAUAGACAUUUUCGCUCCGGGAUGGGCUCCUGCAGCUGGUUCUCAUUGAUUUGCUUUACCUGUAUAUUGUUUAGGCCACUGAUGUUAAUAGUGCAGAGGGUUACCUACAUAGCAUACAACUUACAAGAUGGUAAGUUAAUCAAAGUAAAAAAAGAUAUCCUGGGCAGUGUGUCGUUAGUUCUUACUGCCCGGUUCAAGGAUCGGGAAGAAGGCAUAGCGGCAGCUAUCAAGAAUCCGGAAGAGAUAUUUAAGGCAAAAUCGUAGCAGGCCAAGAUUCAGAAAAUACAGAAAAGAAUACAAGAUGGAAUUUGCAAGGCAACGAUUUUUACCUGCAAAUAUCCCGUUCUGAUUAGCUGCAGCUUUGUCACAGAAGGUGGAGUGAAAGUAGUUCUGUGUCUUCGCGUUCGUGGGCAGGACCCCGUCAUAAAAGACAAACACCCCAAGGGAAUAAACCGCGAAGUGAUUUCACCACAUUCGUGCCCCCUAUGGCAAACUCUCUUGCAUUUUGUGCCUACCGCGGAAAUGUACGUUGUCCCCCCUUCUUUGCGUUAUUCUUACUAGGCUCAACCUCAUCUCUUUAACAGGUCUCACGACAGAGAAGAGUAACCUUACAGAUAAACAAAAGAGAGAAGCACUCCGGUAAGCCUGUGUCUGACAUUGGUUAGGAUGUGCGGCAUACGUUUAUGAUUGUUAUUUUUCUUUUAAUUGUCUUCUAGGAGAGUACCAUCUGUUUUGGAAUACUUCAGCUAUAUAUUCCACUACAGUACGAUCCUAGCAGGACCUGUUUGCACCUUCAAGCAGUUCAACGAAUUUAUUGAUGGCUCGGAUAUCAAACAAAAGGUAGUCGGUCGUGCAUUUUCAUUCGUAUGUACCGUAAUAUGACCACCUCCUUCAUCUCUUUACCUCGUUCCUAGAAGUCUUUCUCUUUAUGCCUUAGACGCAAAAUGAUGGAGGGAAGGUGAACUUCGACAGCCAUUUUUUAUGUUGUUGUUUUAUGCCGUUAAUGCUGUUGUUCUUCUUAUUCCUCCCAUGAUGCCCCUCGCUCUACUACCAUCCAGCCAUUGGAAUCGUCUGGCGCUCUUUCUCUCAGAGCGUAAGGGGCUUGUCUCGUUCCUAGCUACUUUGAUUCUGACUGCAGUAACCAUGUAACGAAUGCCUUUUCUCGUUUCUUAGAGACCGGGAGCGAGUGAACCUUCAUCAGUGGUAAGAAACUGUGUGUAUUCUGAAUUGUUCUUGAUGAGAUCUUUACUGGAUCGAAUGUAUUUUUAACAGUGAUGCAGUUAUUUUUCCCGUAACAGGUGGAUGUCAUUAAGAAGUUAUCAUCAGCCUUUUUAUGCGUAUUAAUUUUAUUCUUGACGGGGCAUGAUCAUCCUAUAUCUAGAAAUGCAGGUAAAUAUUGAAAGACGUUAUAACAUUUCCUAACAGUUGGUUGGUUACAUUGGCUCGAUUACCAGCCGCUGUUCAGGAGAAAAUGAGCCCGCACUAAGAUCGGAUCCGAGAGACGGCGGAAAUCGAGCCUAUUGGUUAGACAGACUGAGCGGAAUAUAACUUAAGCGGUUGAGAGUUAUUUUAUUCUCCACAACCAAUCAAACACCAUUGGCAUCUCACAACUAACACGAGCUACAUAUUUAUGAUUACCACAACAAAUAAUUACCAAUGAAAUCGCUACCAAACCCACCAAAACUACCAACACUACCCUACUACCCCGAUCGUCAGUCCUAUUCCGAUCCACCUGCACUACCAAGCACUCUAUCAUCACCAACAACACUCGCUCACGACCAUCCGCGAAACAAUCAGCAUCAUAGUAACUUCAUCAUCACCGGUAUCACCCACACUGCUAUCCGUAGUCUAAUCUCUCAUAGCCGCCUCUACCGCCACCGCUGAUACCAUCAUUACAAACAACACUCAGAAACUACCAACAAUACUACCACAAUUACCCAAGCCAACAUUGCCGACAUCACUAGGAUCGCCAACGCCAUAAAUCACACCACAUUCACCUUCAUCACCACCACCAGUACCAUCACUAGAACCAAAAUAAAAAUGCUACAAGGCUCAAAUCCACAUUUUCAUGGACACCACCAACACAAUUUUCAUCAGUAAUACCACCACACUACUAUUAAUCACCAACACUUCACCACUAUAUACCGCAUUCACUAUUGGCACAGCUUCAUCCCCCACACUCGCACCACUUUAAUAACCAGCAUCACCACGAGCAUCAGCUCUACAACCACCCCGUAACCACCACCACUCCCGCUCCUUUCAUCGUCACCACGACUUCUACCACCUUCUAGCAUCUCACUAGCACAACCACCACUUUCAUAAUCACCGUUACCAUCACUACCUCAACCGCUCUUUUAAUCAUUGCCAUCACUUCUACCACCACUACCACUCCUUUUAUUAUGAUUACUACAGCUACCGCCACUAGCAUCACUGCUCUACGACCACCACUUUCGUAAUCACCGUUGCCAACACCACCACAGCCGCUCGUUUAAUCAUCGCCAUCACUUCUACUAUCACUAACACUCUAUUCAUUACGGUUACUAAUUCUACCGCCACUAGCAUCACUGCUCUACGACCACCACUUUCAUAAUGACCGUUACCACCACCACCACAACCAAUACAGCUCCUUUCAUCAUCCCCCUACCUCCACCACCACUUGGCAAUAACAUCAUAAGCACGACCACCACUUUCAUCAUUACCGUUAUAUAAUUAUCAUAAACAGCAGUAGCACUCCAUACAUCACCACCCCACCAUUUUAACUAAAAAUAUCACUUCCAUCACCUCUAGUACCACUUCCAUUAUCACCACCAUCACUUUCAUUAUCACCACUAAUUUCACUACUUCCUUCUUUCUCACAGAAGGUAGAAGGGCUGGGACUGUUGUAACACUAGGAACUGCUUAAUGGCUGGUUUCCUAGGAAUGACAUCGUUCUCCUUCUCUCUUAUACUCUUUUUCAGAUCCUCAAUUUAUCUCAACGCAGCUUUUCUAUCGGAGGGUCAUUUAUGGCUGGAUAGGUGCUCUGACGGCCAGGCUAAGAUAUUACUUUGCUUUCAAAGUUUGUAAGUCACUCUUUGUUUUCCUUAGUUUCGUACAUAUGGCGGGGUUCUCCUUUUCGUUAACUAUUCAAAAGUCAAGAUUGUCUCUUUUAAGAACUUUUGACAGAAUUUGUAAUCCGUUUUGGAGAGAUGCAACCAUGUUGAGCACACGGAUAAAAAAUCAAGAAAAAUGCACAUUUUUUCAAUAACUAAAACCUAGUGAUCGUUGUCAUAAUUUUAUAUGUAUAGGUAAUCACAUGAUUUCGAGUGCAAUUUGGAAUAAAUAAGCACGAGUAAAUUUUUCAAAGACUAACAAAAGUGCACGAGCCCGUAGGGCGAGUGCACUUUGUGGUCUUUGAAAAAUUUACAAGUGCUUAUUUAUUCCAAAUUGCAAGAGAAAAAUCAUGUGAUUACUUAUUAAUAAUAUACACGAAAAACAUAACUACGACAACAAAUUUUGACAGCGCGCGCGUUUUUAGUUCAUUCAACUGAUUGGCUGAAACAGACUACUACCUUUGUCAAAUUCAAACUUUUUCAAGACCAACGCUUUCAAAAUCAUUCAGCUAAGAACUUGGAAAUGUGCAAGGAUUUUUUUAUAUGAUCACCAGCCUGUUAAAGAUAACUUGGUUUACAACAAUCAGCAAAAGUAAGUGUUUUUAAAUUCAUCCUCGAUUAUGAGAGCUCGGCGUUUACAAGAAGCGUUUUCAAAGAUUAUACUGCCGUUUUUAAAUCAGGAGAACGCUUCGAGCAGCCAAAGAUGAAAGACACUUGCUAAGGAUUUUUAACGACUGUUUAUCAUUGUCUGUUCCUGAGACCCCAUCAUAGCUGGAUUCAUGGACAAAUUUUUGAGAUUUAAAACCCGAAAAUGAAGGAGGCAAUUUGUUUUCUUUCGACGCUACCAUCGAUGGGUGAGUGGAGCCACAGUUGUUGUGAUGUCGGAAACUGUCAGUAUUAAUAUAAUAUUUGCUUUUUCUCAGCGCUGGAGUUUUCAUUAUUUUAUUUGGGCUAAUGCAAGAUUCAUCGUAGCUCUUCUUCGUCGGCUUCAUCGUAGUCGUUAAGGAAAUUUAUACCUCUGUGGCCUGUGACACUGAGGAUAUGUUCUGAAAUUACAAUCUUUGCUUUCUUCACCUGACUGCAUGUUGUUUUUCUUGCACAAUGCUUCGUAAACUUUUUUCUCACUUUCUUUAAGGCUAGUACCAGCUACGGAUACUUUUCAUUGUGUGAGUUGUGGUAUUUUCACCCAUUGGUUUAGUUUGGACCAGAAGUUUAAAUUUUCAGUCUCGUUUGCUACUGAGGUGGGAAAAAAACAGACCAUCACAUGGAUGUUUUACCAGAGGUCUUCGCUCCACAAAAGACUCAAAGAGAGCAACAAAUAACGUACAUGACUUGAAAUCCCUGUUGUUAUCAUUGAAUAAUCCUUGUUCAUUUAAAUGCCUGAAGAGUGUAGCUGUCAUGGUUUGCGUGUUGUUGCAACCGUUUUUGUUCUUUAUUUUUUUUACUUUAGCGUAGUCUGUUAUGAGUAGCUUUUUUUUUAGUUUCUCUGGCUCAUUUUCCUCGAUUUUGUCGACAGUAUUUUUCUCUUAGCAACGCAUUUUCAAUACAUUUAGCGAGAAAGACGUACUUUUUACCGUGUUCGGGUUUUUUUGGAAUAUUUUUUUUAACUUUUCUAUUGUUGUUUUGCUGACAAAAUUUAAUCCCGUCGUCGUCUGCUGAAAACCAUGGCCAUUUUCUUGAAUCUGUGUUGUUAAAACAGCUCUAAUCUGAUUGGUUCUUGUUGGUUUCUUUUGUGUUUUCGGCCAAUCAGAAACCAUUUGUAAUUUGCACUCGUGUUACAAGUUUGCACUCGUGUUACACAUUUUGCACUCGUGUUACAGAAGAGCUGCACUCCUUUCUCAGCCAAUCAGAAUUGAGUAAUUUUUUCGUGUAUAUUAUUAAAGAUUUGAAAAAACUUAUCCCAGAUCUAGCUAAUUUUCUUUAAUCCGUUUCAAAAAUACCAGAUAAUCUCCCCUUACGUCUGCCUAUGUCAGUAUUGAUCAUUUUGUUUCGUUAUUUUUUUAGCCGAAGCCGUAAAUAACAUGUGUGGUUUAGGAUUUAAUGGUUUUGAUGCCAAUGGAAAAGCUAAGUGGGACGGCAUUACUAAUGUCAACAUCCUUAAAGUCGAGGUACUUACUCCAAACUGUCUCAUGCAGUUUAGCAUGGAAGCAUGUUAAACGUUUAUUUCUUUACUCGCGACACACAGUUUGUUUAUUGGAGAGUUAUUCGCGGGUUUUAACUGUGCGUCGUGAAAAACAAAAACACAAGGAUCAAGUUUUCUAAGCUAAUGAUAAAGUUCGACGAAGCAAAAGAAACCCACACACACGGACGCAAAACAGCUUUACGCCUAUUGCCCCUACAAGGGUAUGUGCCGCUGAACAGGGUAUGGUUUUCAAGGUCUUCAGUCUUAAAAAGGAUAUACAAGUUAAUCAUUCAGUGUGACUUACUAAGGUGUGUUUUUAUUAGUCAGGAAGCUUAUUUAAAAGAGUGUGAAGGCUGGCGAUGACCGGUAUGCAUGUGUGGUACCAACAAUUUUUCCCAAAAAUCUAAUUUCAAUUCCGCGAUACCGUAAAUCCUCUAUUAAGCCCCCCCGGGGGGCUUAAUUAUUUCAAGCCCAUUUGACAGGGGGCGGGGCUUAUUUAAUUUAGAAACGACGAUGGUAUCAGUUCUCCAUAAAGAACCUAGAAUUCAAAGUGGAAAAGCUCAAGUAUAAGAAGUUUUAGGUCAUGCAGCCGAGGAUCAGAAUCAAAUCCGAACUUCCAAUUGGUAAAUAAACCAUCCCGGAUUAGUCCACACGAAGUUUUACGGUCUUGAUUGAUUAACACAGUCUAUCAUUUAUUAGUGAAGAAUAAUUUGGGGUGCGGAGAGGGCCUUAAUACAGAGGGGAGCAAAUUGACUUUCUUCCCCUAAAAAGGGUGGCUUAUAAGAGAGAGGGGGCUUAUUUCAGAGAGGGGGGAGGGGACUUAAUAGAGGAUUUACGGUAGUCUAACACAUUACUUAAUUCUGCAUGUUGAAGGUUUCCUUUUUUUCAAAAGGGUAGCGAAAUGAGCUAUUUUUGUCUUACGGAGGGUCCGCGGCACACAUCUACGCGCCUCUACCCCACUUUCCCUUGAGUGUUACCCCCGCCCCGGAGUCCAGUGACAGCUAAAUAGGCCAUCUUUGUCCCGAGCCUCUGCUUCAAAGCGAGGCUAGGGCGAAGCCAUUGAUAUGAAAAUGAUUUUUCAUUCUCAUGCAAAUAAAACUCAUUUUCAAAACAAAGGUUUUGCACUUAGCCACGUUUUGAAAGUGAGAGUUUUUGGAAUUCAAAGAUGGCUCAUUCUUCUUUUCCUCUUGCUUCCUAGUUUGCAACAAACAUAAAGAUGGCUUGCGACAACUGGAACAUAUCUACAGCCUUGUGGCUGAGGAGGUUAAGAAAGUAAAUCUGUUUAUUUUCUGGAAAUCCCUAUUGUACGCGAUACUAUGUCAUGUUUUCGUUCAUUUUCAGAAUUGUAUAUGAACGAUGUUCUCGCCACAGGACCCUAGCGGUGUUUAUUAUGUCAUCUGUCUGGCAUGGAUUCUAUCCGGGAUACUAUAUGAUGUUCUUAUCGCUUGCACUGUUUAUAGAGGCGGCAAGAAUGGCAAGUCGUUAGAUUUUGUUGGUUUUCUCAAAGUAUUUCUUAAAUCUUCUUAAAGCUUGACAGCGCUUUCGAACACUUGGAACCAGUGACGACUUGAACAGUCUGCUCAAAGAACCAUAGCCUGUCGGCCAGGCUUUUACAUCAUGCGUAACAUGUUCAAAAAUUUAAAGUAGAAAGUGAAGAAGAAAUUAAGGGGAAGCAUCUGUCAGUCGUUUUUCUUCCUCUCGCUCGCGCUUCAUUUCCGAUGCCUGAAGAAUCUUUCAGCUAACUUUAAAAAAAGGUUAUCAAAUGCUUGUAAUAGAUUUGAUGUGUCUUAUUAGCUUUUUAAAGCUUAUAAUUUAAAAAAGUAUUACUUUUUACAUCUUAAACAUCUUUAGUUAAUACACUAAUCCACAAUUUUGAUUUCUUUUUUCCCGUAAUUUGUUUCUUGUGAUGGCUCAAGGCAGCUUUUCUUGUUCUCCGACCUCAACCCGCGCCUCUCAAUGUAUAAGGACAAAACCCCUUGGAACUGGAACUUUCAUUUUCUACCAUUUAUUUUUUCAGGGACGUCGGGUAAUCAGACCUUACUUUCAGGAGACACGUGCUUUAGUGUUAAUGUAUGAUGUGAUCACGUGUAUUUUAACUGCAGUGUCUGUAUCCGCAAGCGCGUUACCGUUUAUGCUGCUUCAACUGCGCAAGUCUCUUGACUACUGGAGGUAAACAAUUCACCACUUUAGAAACGAGAAAGAAACUGGGACGGGUUAACUUUCGCUAAGACCUCUGGGACUGUUACCAGGAGGGUCAAAUCCUGUUACAUCAGAGAACCCGGGUAGUUACAAACCUUUUAAAAGAGCUGGCUUAGACAUCACUUCAGAGGAGGAGGUUAAAUGCUAGACUCCAACUUAUGUGGAAGGCCGUAAACAAUACAGUUUGCCUGAAGAUUAGAUACCUGACCACAUUAAGCCUAAGGAAAGAAUCACCUGUCAGUAAAUCCUAAGAAGACCAUCCUCAUCAGGAAAUAAUUACAAGUUUAGUUUUUUUUGCUGUGAUUGAAUCUGAAACAUAUGAUGGCUUCAAACAAGCCACAAGUAAUUUAAAUAUUUAAUUUGUUACAACAAGAGUAUAUUUGAUGGUGUUUAUUUUCACUUACGUUUACCUUAAUAUAUUUAUAUAUUUAAAAUUAACCUGUAUGUCAACGCUGUGAGCUCUACCUAACCACAGCUAUGUAAUGGGAAACCUUUAUAGAUUAAAGAUCUUUCCUUCCGUCCUUCCGUCCUUCCGUCCUUCCCCUCCCCCUCUUUCAUUUUUCGGCCCUCGUUUCAUUUCUCGAGCGGCCAAAACCUAAAAAACCGUUCCUCUGUCUUUCUUUGCUCCGAAGCCAAACGGAAACUCUUGCUACGCAGGCUAAUAUAGAACUGACCGGCGUCCCCAGAAACGAUUCCAGAAAGCAUUGCGCGACGCAUUUCGGUUCCAGUCCCCUUCUCAUUUCUAAAGUGGCAAAUUGAAUGACAGACCACUUUUGAAUAGUAACUACAACCUAUGUCAAAAAUCCUUGAGACACCCAUGCAAGCGCCUUUCCCCUUUGCAAAGUUACAUGGCUGCAACAUUGCAGAAAGGAGGGGGAGACGAAAGGAAGCAAAAUUUUCCAAGUGUUUCCAGGUUUUUGAUUUUAAACUCGAAAUAAGCCUACAUGUUCAUUUUUGUUUUACAGAUCCUUGUACUUCUAUGUUCAUAUUUGCUCGCUUUUGCUUAUCCUGUUUUGCUACAUGCGGCUAAGAACAAAGGAAAAGGGAAGAAAAGAAGGAGCUGAGAUGACAAUGAAUAAGAACGAGAUUGGCCAGUUUACACACAAGGAAGCAAGGACAGACUAAAAACACGAAAUGAAUGUAACUCAAUUAACUGAAAACGGACAUACAAAGUAAAGACUACUUUUUUCUUCGAGCCCCUGUUGCAUAUUCAAAAUGUUUACCUCCUCUAUUUUGGAAACUGGAUUGCGCUCAAAUAUAACAUUGGUUAACUUAAUUUUUAUUUGGCAGAUCGCGCUUCACUCGUAAGUGAGAAAAACUUUUUUUUGAUUCAAGUUUGUGACUCGAAAAAAAUGUCUAUGGCUUGCCUUAGUUACCAUCACUUAACCAGAGAUCUUAAAAGUGGCUACCCCAAGUACCCCACCAAUUACCCUGGCGUUGACGCUAAGUUUUGAUUCCUUUAGAGAUAAGAAGUGAAUCAUCUUGGUUCAGUACCCAACUUCUUCAUAAUUUGGGAAGUUCAAGAGACGACGACGGCGACGGCGACGGCGACGAAAACGGCAAAAAUCGAUAG